AUGGGUCUCAUGACGAUUAUCAAAAAAUUGAAGCAGAAAGAACGCGAAAUACGUUUGUUGAUGUUAGGUUUAGAUAAUGCAGGCAAGACAACCAUUGUUAAGAAGUUUAAUGGAGAUGACAUUAGUACAAUAUCACCAACUUUGGGCUUCAGCAUUAAAACGAUUGAACACAGAGGAUUCAAAAUAAACUUUUGGGAUGUUGGUGGACAAACCUCACUGAGAACGUACUGGAGAAACUAUUUUGAAAGUACAGAUGGACUGAUUUGGGUUGUGGACAGUGCUGAUAAACGUCGAUUACAGGACUGUAAGAAAGAACUGGACCAGCUGCUGGUUGAAGAAAGGCUGGCAGGAGCAACGUUGUUGGUGUUUGCCAACAAGCAAGAUUUAGAUGGUGCAGUCUCCUCUGAAACUAUAAUGGAGAUUCUGGACUUGGAAAAUUUGAAGACCCACCACUGGAUGAUACUUGGAUGCAGUGCUGUCACUGGAGACAAUCUUCUGAAGGGUGUUGACUGGCUCAUUGACGACAUCUCAUCUCGCAUAUUCACAUUAGAUUGA
Molecule: messenger RNA, 555 nt
Organism: Helobdella robusta
Lineage: Eukaryota; Metazoa; Annelida; Clitellata; Rhynchobdellida; Glossiphoniidae
Exons: 5
Coding region: 1-555 (184 amino acids)
Biological process (GO): protein folding
Cellular component (GO): microtubule cytoskeleton; cytoplasm
Molecular function (GO): GTP binding; GTPase activity
Source: RefSeq, a predicted model, not a curated record